Molecule: messenger RNA, 2238 nt
Organism: Fimicolochytrium jonesii
Lineage: Eukaryota; Fungi; Chytridiomycota; Chytridiomycetes; Spizellomycetales; Powellomycetaceae
Exons: 11
Coding region: 210-2042 (610 amino acids)
Biological process (GO): formation of translation preinitiation complex; translational initiation
Molecular function (GO): translation initiation factor activity; RNA binding
Source: RefSeq, a predicted model, not a curated record
GCUUGUUGUAAGAUGUGGCUUGCGACUGCGCGCAACGAACGAGCCCGCUUACGUACUGCAGCAACUGCACUGAAGUGAGGCGGCGGGGUUAGGGUUAGGACCCGAGCGGUCAUGUACGGACGGCCAAAGAACUCCAAACGCAAUGCCAACUGCAGGUUUCCUCUGGAGUUCCUGUCGAGAUCAGGACAACGACACCCAUACACUCAACAAUGUUCCGGAAACCUUUCGCAACAAAGACAGAGUCCCAGUUGCGCUCCUCAGAUAGGAGGAAACUGCGCGCAGAACUACUGGCUGCUUAUCCCGCAUCCACAGAGGAGCGCAUCGCAGAGCUGUUUGGAGACGGAGGAGGGGCCGACGUCACGUCUGUGAAGUUUACUGCUCAUUCAGGAGAACAGGGAAUUCUGAUAUCGAUAAAAGGGCAGCCGAUAUUAUGGAAAGACUUAGACGGGAACCUUUUCCCAACAGUAUACGCGCUAUGGACGGUCCCAAACAUGUUACCAUCGAUAAUGACCCACGGCCCGGUCCUACACAAGUUGUUUGAUGGUGCAGAUCUGAUGCUACCUGGAGUGAUAAUACCAGCCGAAGGCUUCGGGGAUCUGCAAUACGGCGAUAUCGUCUCGAUUACAGUCCGAGGGAGUCUGAUGCCGAUGGCCGUAGGAACCAUGGCGAUAUCCAGCGACGAGAUAAAAAAGAGCAACUAUGCCAUGCGAGGGAAGGGCGUGCAUAUUUUGCACACUUUUGGAGAUACAUUAUGGGCGAGCGGGGAUAAGUCGACCCCGCCAGAUCCGGUAGAUGAGGCGGAUACGAGCGGAAGUUGGAGCGAGAUAUCAUAUCCUCAUUCGGGAAUGAGCACACCAGUGAACGUGGACGUUGUGACAGACAGCGUGCGGAGCCUAUCCAUGAGCGUCCCAGACGACGAGGCUACCCAACCAAACCACACCGAAGCCGCCGAUGAAGACGACACCUCCUCGAUACCACAGCUCACACCAGCAGAGAUGGACACCCUCCUCUCAACGGCCCUCCUAACCGCCCUCAAAACACUCCCCACCGACUCCAAAACCCUCCCCAUGCCCUCCAGCAUCCUGUACGCGAACCACAUUAUGCCCUCCCGCCCACGCGGCACGCACCUGGACAUCAAACAGUCGAGCUAUAAGAAAGUGGGCAAAUUUCUGAAGGCGAUGGAGAAAAGGGGGUUGAUCAAGUUGAAGGAACGGGGCGGAGAGACCUUGCUUGUGGGUGUUAAUGGGGUGCAUCCUUUGUUAAAGGAGUUCGAAGCACCACGUAAAAUUGCACGAGACGAGAAGAAAAAGGACUCCCAAACAACAUCCACCGGAACCGGACCCGCCCCCGGGUCUUCCAACGGAACAAACCCCGCCCCACCAUCCAUCAAUCAAAUCAUCUCAAUAACAGAGUUCUUCAAACCCUCCCAAAAGGAGCUGAGGUUCUUUGAGGAAGUGGGUGGGAGCAAGAAUGAUGUGUACUCGGCAGCGGAUAUUCGGACGGCUGUGACGGAGUAUAUUUCGGCUAAGGGUUUAGUGGAUGAUGUUAAUCCAAGAAUGGUAAAAAUCGACCCAACCCUUUGCGACACAAUCCUCCAAAAACACGAAUACACCACAAUCGACUACCUCCCCCGCGAUGAAAUCGUCUCCCGCUUAAGAAACCAAAUGCCCCAAUUCCACCAACUCAACCUCCCCGCCUCCCCGCAAGGGUCCGUCACAGAACUGCGCAAAGGCCCCCUCAAACCCCUCCAAAUAACAACCGAACAGCGCCAGGGGAGAAAGAUGGUGACGAAGGUCGUGGGUUUGGAACGGUUUGGGGUCGACCCGGAAACGUUUGCCGGGGUUUUGAGGGGCGUUUGUGCCUCUAGUACCUCACUAUCGCCCCUCCCCGGCAAAGCAAACGCCCACCCGACGUACGAAGUGAUGGUGCAGGGGAACAAAGUGAAGGAGGUGUGCGGGGUUUUGGAGCGGGAGUACGGGGUCCCGUUUAGCGGGGGCCGGUCGAGGUUUGUUGAGGUUUUUGAGAAGGGGGGGAAGAAGUGAGGAGCGAAGGAGGAGUGCGCGUAGUGAUAAGGUUUAGGAAGUAGGCGCGGCGUGUGGAUCUGGGUAGGGAUUUUGAGACGUAGUUUUUUUUUGUGUAUAAUGGCAUAGUUUCUCGAGGAGCGUCUGAUAUUUGAUGGCGACGGCUGCUUCGUGGGGAGUCACAGGAGAGGAAUGUUGGUUGCAACUUGCCCGACGG